CGAUGUUUCUGUUCCGUUUCCAAAAUGUCGUCGGAUCCGCACAUGAGUUCAGAGCAUGGGCAAGUUCCCCGCGAAGUGAACUUUUCCGAACUUACAAAUUUGUUAAUUGGCCCUAACAAGAGAGUUCGAGAGAAUGUUAUAUUCCCAAGGGGAAUAUUUCCACAUAAAAUUAAGACGAAAGAUGAGCUACGAGUAGAAGCUGCCUUCGAAAGCUGUGCUUUCAAGACCGUCUUGAGCUGCGUGUUAGGUGGUGCGUUCGGGGGAGCCAUAGGACUUUUCUCUGCGAGUGUUGAUCCAAAUAUCACUGGAGGCGGAGUAGAUCCGGCUAAAAUGACCGUGCGGCAAGUUUUUGCCGAUAUGAAAGCAAAAACAGCGUCAUACGCAAAGAAUUUUGCAAUCGUUGGAGCUAUGUUCGCCGCAAUUGAGUGCACAAUUGAAAGUCACAGAGCGAAAUCAGACUGGAAAAAUGGAACCAUGGCUGGAGCACUUACUGGUGGGCUCAUCGGAUUCAGAGCCGGACUCAAGCCAGGGCUACUAGGAGCAGCGGGCUUUGCUGCAUUUUCUACAAUUAUAGACUACUACCUCAGAUAGAAGUAAUAAAUACUAGGCAUCUCAAAUAUAGAUUUGUCUGCACUGUACAUAACAGCGUGUUUAAAAUAAAUAUCGCGCAUAAUCUGCGCAUAUUUUGA
Ornithodoros turicata is the source of this 689-nucleotide messenger RNA. Its product is annotated as mitochondrial import inner membrane translocase subunit Tim22-like. Gene Ontology annotation, molecular function: transmembrane protein transporter activity. Gene Ontology annotation, cellular component: TIM22 mitochondrial import inner membrane insertion complex. Gene Ontology annotation, biological process: protein insertion into mitochondrial inner membrane. The transcript has 4 exons. The record is from RefSeq and is a predicted model, not a curated record. The coding region runs from base 25 to 591 and encodes 188 amino acids. Lineage: Eukaryota; Metazoa; Arthropoda; Arachnida; Ixodida; Argasidae.